GGCUCCGCCCGGCCCCUCCCAGCCUUUUAGGCGCCCGCGCGGCUGGGACAUCCCAGUCCCGCUUGGUCCUCCUCGCCUUCCACCCGUGCGCCCAGUCCGCGCAGCCAGCCCAGUUCGUCCAGUCCACACUGCCCGCCGGCCGGCCCGCCCCCCACCGCAGCCAUGGACGCGAUCAAGAAGAAGAUGCAGAUGCUAAAGCUGGACAAGGAGAAUGCCAUCGACCGUGCCGAGCAGGCCGAGGCCGACAAGAAGCAGGCUGAGGACCGCUGCAAGCAGCUGGAGGAGGAGCAGCAGGCCCUCCAGAAGAAGCUGAAGGGGACAGAGGAUGAGGUGGAAAAGUAUUCUGAGUCAGUGAAGGACGCCCAGGAGAAACUGGAACAGGCUGAGAAGAAGGCUACCGAUGCCGAGGCAGAUGUGGCCUCCCUGAACCGCCGCAUUCAGCUGGUAGAGGAGGAGCUGGACCGGGCGCAGGAGCGCCUGGCCACAGCCCUGCAGAAGCUGGAGGAGGCUGAGAAGGCAGCUGACGAGAGCGAGAGAGGAAUGAAGGUCAUCGAAAACCGAGCCAUGAAGGAUGAGGAGAAGAUGGAGCUACAGGAGAUGCAGCUGAAGGAGGCCAAGCACAUCGCUGAGGAUUCCGACCGCAAAUAUGAGGAGGUGGCCAGGAAGCUGGUGAUCCUGGAAGGAGAGCUGGAGCGCUCAGAAGAGAGAGCAGAGGUGGCUGAGAGCCGCGCCAGGCAGCUGGAGGAGGAACUCCGAACCAUGGACCAGGCCCUCAAGUCCCUGAUGGCCUCAGAAGAGGAGUAUUCCACCAAAGAAGAUAAAUAUGAAGAGGAAAUCAAACUGCUGGAGGAGAAGCUAAAAGAGGCUGAGACCCGAGCAGAGUUUGCCGAGAGGUCUGUGGCAAAAUUGGAGAAGACCAUCGAUGACCUGGAAGACGAAGUCUAUGCACAGAAGAUGAAGUACAAGGCCAUCAGCGAGGAACUGGACAACGCACUCAACGACAUCACCUCCCUCUGAGCCCCACGCCAGUGUGGCUCCUUCAGUCCCUUCUCUCUCCUCUUUCCGUUCUCAGUGGGGAGGGGGCAGGCAGGAGGAGCAAAAUGGUCAGCAUCACACAGCCAGGCUGGGCGCCGCCUCAAAGAGCCCCCACCACACCUGCCACCCACCUUGGCACUUGCUUUGUCCUUCUAUCCACCCACUCCACCCUCCAGCCUCUACCUCUUUCUGCUGCUUAAUAAACUCAACUUGGUCUCCA
Messenger RNA from Lontra canadensis (Northern American river otter), 1255 nucleotides. RefSeq names its product tropomyosin 2 (gene TPM2). The transcript has 9 exons. Lineage: Eukaryota; Metazoa; Chordata; Mammalia; Carnivora; Mustelidae. Gene Ontology annotation, biological process: actin filament organization; muscle contraction. Gene Ontology annotation, molecular function: actin filament binding. Gene Ontology annotation, cellular component: actin filament. The record is from RefSeq and is a predicted model, not a curated record. The coding region runs from base 163 to 1017 and encodes 284 amino acids.